AUGGAUGGGUGUCGUAGAAUGAAAACUGAAACGGAUAUUUUAAACUAUUUUGAUGACAUCAUUGAAAAUCAUCCAGAAACCACACCAGCGCUUGCCGCUGUAAAAACUCUUAUAGAAAUUGUUAAAAAUGGUGAAGCUACAACAUUAAAAGAAUUGAGAGAAAGCCUAACAAAAGCAGAAGAAAUACUUGAUAAAAGAGAUCAAAGUGGCACAUCUUUGAAGUCAGCUUGUCAGCUGUACCUUCGCUUCAUCACUUUUACAUCUUUGGAUCAAGAAGAAUUCAAAACUAAAUUGGUGGAACGUGGGGAACUCUUUUUGGAAAAAGUGGCAAAAUCACAAACAAAGAUCAGUAAGCUUUGUUCUCCUUUCUUAUGUGAUGGAACGACAAUUUUGACCCAUUCAAGAUCUCGAGUUGUUUUUAAAGUCUUAAAAGAUGCAGCAAAUGAAAAGAAAAGAUUUAAUGUAUUCGUGGCAGAAUCACAACCUGAUAAAUCUGGUCAUAAAUUAGUGAAGGAAUUAAAAGAUUAUGGUAUUCCUGCCCAAGUAAUUCUUGAUGCUGCAGUCAGUUCUGUGAUGCCUGAUGUUGACUUGGUUCUGAUUGGGGCAGAAAGUGUUGUUGAAAGUGGUGGAAUAAUUAACAAGAUUGGGACUUUCAAUAUUGCAUUAGCUGCAAAGGCUUUUAAUAAACCAGUUUAUGUUGUUGUUGAAUUUUUUAAGUUUGCUCGCUUCUUUCCAUUGUCUCAAAAAGAUCUCCCUAAAAAGUUCCAGUACCAUGCAUCUCUGGAUAAGGAUUUAAACUCAAAACAUCCUGUGGUAGACUACACACCUCCUCUAUACAUCUCCAUGUUGUUCACAGAUCUUGGCAUUCUUCUUCCAUCAGCCGUCAGUGAUGAACUUAUUAAACUCUACUGUUGA
Molecule: messenger RNA, 915 nt
Organism: Acanthosepion pharaonis
Lineage: Eukaryota; Metazoa; Mollusca; Cephalopoda; Sepiida; Sepiidae
Source: the annotation of a GenBank genome assembly